GUCGGAUUGUUGGACUUGCGCCCUCUUUCGUUCUUUCGUUUGGACUGCGGUGGCCAUCAUAGAGCCUCGUCGGGUCCUUUUUGUUACUACUUUUCAAAUAAAUAAAUAAAAAUGGCGUUCGUUAAAGUGGUCAAAAACAAGCAAUACUUCAAGAGAUUUCAAGUCAAAUUCAAGAGGCGUAGGCAAGGUAAAACCGACUACUAUGCUCGUAAGCGACUCAUUGUUCAAGUUAAGAACAAAUACAACACUCCUAAAUAUCGGCUGAUUGUUCGUUUGUCAAACAAGAACAUUACUGCCCAAGUUGCCUAUUCCAGGAUCGAGGGUGACAAAAUUGUAUGUGCCUCAUACUCUCGUGAAUUACCCAAGUAUGGUGUCAAAGUUGGUUUGACCAAUUACGCAGCUGCCUAUUGCACUGGUUUGCUUUUGGCACGUCGUCUUCUCAAGAAAUUGGGCUUGGACAAUCUGUACCAGGGUACCACUGAGGUCACUGGUGACGAAUACAAUGUUGAAGCUGCCGACGAAGGACCAGGUGCCUUUAGAUGUUACUUAGAUGUAGGUCUUAACAGAACUACCACUGGGGCUAGAGUAUUUGCAGUAAUGAAGGGUGCAGUCGAUGGUGGUCUUAACAUUCCCCACUCUACCAAGAGAUUCCCAGGUUACGAUGAUGAAUCAAAAAGCUUCAACGCUGAAGUUCACAGAAAUCACAUUUUUGGACUUCAUGUUGCCGAAUACAUGAGAAGUCUGGAAGAAGAAGAUCCAGAAGCCUUCAAGAGACAAUUCAGUCAAUACAUUAAAUUGGGAAUCAACGCUGACCAAAUUGAGGGUAUCUACAAGAAUGCCCAUUCGGCAAUCAGGGCUAACCCUGUAGCCGAAAAGAAGGAGAGAGCAGCACCAGCCCAGAAGAAGAUAGUCAAGCGCAGGAAGUUGACUUUGGCCGAACGCAAAGACCGCGUCGCCCAGAAGAAGAAGAGUUACAUUGCAAAACUGCAAGAACAGGAACCCUAGACGGUUUAUUGUAUUAUAAAAUAUGCAUAAUUUGUGUAAUAAAUACACAGUCAUGUUAUAGUUGUUUUUUUUUUUUAUUAAAAGGGGUGGUUUUGUUAUUAGAUGAUUCUUUAUUUAACAAAAAUCAAUGCAGAUACCUAUCCUAUGAAAAUAACUGGGAGUAAUACAUAUUAGAAUUUCA
Ceutorhynchus assimilis (cabbage seed weevil) is the source of this 1186-nucleotide messenger RNA. The record is from the annotation of a GenBank genome assembly. Lineage: Eukaryota; Metazoa; Arthropoda; Insecta; Coleoptera; Curculionidae.